Molecule: messenger RNA, 1107 nt
Organism: Lithohypha guttulata
Lineage: Eukaryota; Fungi; Ascomycota; Eurotiomycetes; Chaetothyriales; Trichomeriaceae
Gene: SAM4
Product: AdoMet-homocysteine methyltransferase
Exons: 2
Coding region: 1-1107 (368 amino acids)
Biological process (GO): S-methylmethionine cycle
Molecular function (GO): S-adenosylmethionine-homocysteine S-methyltransferase activity
Source: RefSeq, a predicted model, not a curated record
AUGACGUUCUCUCGCAACGAGGUUAAUAAAGUGCUCGAAGGAUACGAAGCGGUUCAAUAUGAAGCACGAAAGUCUUUUGGCAUGUCUUCGCUUCUCGACAAGGAGAUACUACUCCUUGAUGGUGGGUUAGGCACAACAUUAGAAGACGACUACAAUAUCAAAUUUAACUCAAGAACACCACUGUGGUCGUCCCAUCUCCUGCUUACGGACCCUGACUUGCUCGAGAAGGUUCAGCGCGAAUUUGUGAAGGCAGGAGUCGAUAUCUUACUAACGCCUACAUACCAAGCAAGCUACGAUGGUUUUGCUAAGACUGAGAUCAAUGGCGAGAAUGUCGACUUCUAUGAAGAAAUCUGCCAGUAUUUCGAUCUUGCUGUGGACAUAAGUAAGCAUGCUUUCAAUAACCAGUCCGGUCUCGUCGCCCUGUCACUUGGAGCAUAUGGUGCUACUAUGAGCCCCUCACAAGAAUAUGGCGGCCAGUACGAGAGCAUGUGCGAUGAGGUAAAGCUUGAGCACUGGCAUGUCGCAAGAAUUGCCAUGUAUUGGGCGAGCUUUGACAAGGUUGAUAUUGUGGCCUUUGAGACAAUCCCACGACUGGAAGAGAUUCGGGCCGUCCGCACAGCUGCUAACGUCAAUCGACAUCAUAAAGUCUUUAAGCCAUACUGGGUCACUUGUGUGUUUCCAAACGACGACGACCGGCUGCCAGAUGGAAGCAGUAUUGCAAAUGUUGUCAAAGCACUGCUUGAAGAGAAGCAAUGGGAAGACGGCGUAGAAAUGAAAACCCCUUGGGGUAUUGGUGUCAACUGUACAAGAGUUUCGAAACUCCAAAAGCUAGUCAGAAAAUUUGAAGCCGCAGCGCAGGAGUUGAAAGUCAACCUGCCACGACUAGUAAUUGCUCCAAAUGGUAGUAAAGGUCAAAAUUACGAUAGCACCACUCAGACCUGGGUUGGUGUAAAUGAAGACGAUGGUGAGUGGAGCGAUUCGGUAGCGGACCUCGUACAAGAAAUCAGACAAAGGGGGAAAUGGAAAGGCAUCGUGGUGGGAGGCUGUUGUAAGGUCGAUCCAGACGAAAUAGGAAAGCUGAAGAGAAGACUAGACAACGAUAGGUAG